AUGUCUGGCGUCAAGCUUAAAGUCGCCGUAUGCGGUGGGGGCGUAGGUGGACUAGCAUUUGCCAUUGCGGCGUCCAAAUACUCAAACAUUGCGGUUGAGGUGUAUGAAGCCACUUCUGGUUUCUCAUCAUUUGGUGCUGGGAUUGGACUUUGGCCUAGGGCAUGGGAUGUCUUGACUACACUAGGCCUGGGCGACCAUUUGAUGAAGAUCGCAUCAUCGCCACCAACUACUGAUAUCACUCAUUCGUUUACGUUUCGAAAGAGCGACCAACCGACCGGAUCUGACUUUUACAAGAUGUACAGUAAAGGGCAUAUCAUGACGUUCCAUCGAGGCCAACUUCAACAAUCCUUCCUCCAAUAUUUACCACCCUUAUGUCUAGUACAUUAUUCUAAGCGUCUCCAGUCGUACUCCCGGCAGCCAUCUGGUGAAAUACAGCUCGUGUUCCGCGAUGGAGGACACGCGACCUGCGACGUACUAGUGGGUGCCGACGGCAUACAUUCAGCAGUUCGCGCGCAAUUAAUGCAGGACGAAGCCCAGAUCGCGUUGCGCAGUGGACGACCAGAUGCCGCCGAGGAGAUCUUGACAGCUAUUGAACCCAUUUGGACAGGAUCAAUCGCAGUACAGGGAGCUAGCGCCCUACGGAUUCCUCUUCACCCGACGCAGUAUCUCGGCAGGAAUAUCAAUAUUAUGGUGUAUCCGGUGUCGCAGGAAGAUGCACGGUGUACGAAGGGUCCGUGGACAGCGCAAGUCGAUGAGGCUAGUUGGCUUGAGGAAAUGUCAUUCGACGAAUGGGAACCAGAAGCAAAGGGUUGGUCAAAGUGCGUUGAAAGACCAACGAAAUGGGCUAUCCAUGCUGUCAAACCAUUACAUACCUACGUUAAUGACCGUGUCGUUCUCUUGGGUGACGCUUGUCACGCAAUGGAUCCACACCAAGGCGCUGGCGCCGGGUUAGCCAUCGAGGAUGCAUACGUGCUUGCUGAAUUGCUCAGUCAUCCCCGCAUUACUAAAUCAGCAAUCCAUCAUGCCCUUGAAGUGUACGAUAGCAUGAGGCGACCGUUCGCAGAAGAGAUUGCUCGUCGGUCGCUGGAAAACUCCAAAUGGCUUUCCCUGCAUUACGACAAUUUCGACUUCAGUGGCAGCGACGAUGUGGAUAUAGAGAGAAAGUUACGUGAAAUGGGGGAUAGGAUCGUGGAGAAGUGGAUGUGGGCUUGGUCGAGUACCGUUCAUGAGUCUUUGGAGCAGGGGAAGCGCGAGCUGGAUAAAUUCAUCGACAAUAUGCCAGACUGCCCGAGAUAUCGAUGCAGGAUUUAA
This is a messenger RNA of Desarmillaria tabescens, 1311 nucleotides long. RefSeq lists its product as uncharacterized. Bases 1 to 1311 code for a protein of 436 amino acids. Gene Ontology annotation, molecular function: FAD binding. The record is from RefSeq and is a predicted model, not a curated record. Lineage: Eukaryota; Fungi; Basidiomycota; Agaricomycetes; Agaricales; Physalacriaceae. Gene Ontology annotation, biological process: secondary metabolite biosynthetic process. The transcript is spliced from 12 exons.